AAAGUAAAGCUUCGCCAUGUGUCGAAGGCCAGCUGUGUUCUCCGCACCAAAUGAAUUUAGAUUCGAACGACCAAGUUUGGCUCCCAGAUGUCGCUCCUUUGGACAAAAAUACAUCGCAACGACCAGCACCACCAACGGCAACAAACCGCCAGGAUCCAAUUUCGGACAAAGUAGUCGACGACGCUGCGAAAAUAUUGCCAGGAGUUCUUAGACAUUCCAAGACCCCGAGUUUCUUUUACGAAAAUUAUGCACCUGUAGGAGACAAUAGGAUUCCUACUGGAAUGGGGAAAUCAAGAUCCGAUCGAGCGGAAAGCGAGCCUUUGGCCAGAAGAUUAAGUAAACGCAUUUCGAGAGUCUGCCUGAGAGGUCGUCAAUGGCGCCACGCGCACGACAUGACUGACACUACCGCCACGGACCCGUCGCCAAUCGACACGCAAUCCGUGCCCAAAAGCGACGAUCAUUCCGGAGAUUUGCCGCGAAAAGAAUCCCUGACGCAAAGGAUGCGCAAAAGCGUGGAUCUCCUGCUUCGGAGGAACCGGAAUCGAGAACAGGACCAGGAAUUACCAACACCACCGCCAUCACCACCACCGCCGAAACAUGAACCAGUGACGGUACCACUGACCACCACGAUGCAUGCUGCUGGAAAGUCUGCUGGUAAAACAGGCAGACCUCUGGUAUCUGGGCCGGUUUAUGGCACGUUUGUGGACAGCCGAGUGGAGGGGUUCCAUGGACCAUCACCAUAUGCACUCCACCCUGAAGUGGGACACGCAAUGGCGCAACCAGACAUGAUCUCCCUCCCGGCAGGCCAACGAGAGGUCGCUCCUCUCGCCAAAUUCUUCAUCUACCCAACAACUGCGAAAAGCAGUGCGAGUCUCACCGCCAAGUCCCGCACAUCCACCAACUGGUCCACGGCCAAAAUCGCGCCAAAUGACUCUGUCGCCUCGAGCCGACGACUCAGCAAACGUCAGUCAUCCCAAAACAUUGUCAACUUGUCAGAGAAACCCAGCCAACUCACGACACCCGGGAAACGACGCAAAUCUUCGGCAGCGAGUUCCCGGAAAAUGAGUCUCGAAGGCAGUCGAAGACUCAGCAAACGCCAGUCUUUCCAAAACGUGUCUGAAAACCCCACUCGAGGAGAAGAAGCAACUGCUAGCAUUCGACGCAAAUCCUCAACCGCGAGUUCGAAAAAAGUCAGUAUGGAAUCGAGUCGGAGGCCCAGCAAACGCCAGUCUGUCCAAAAUAUCCCCAGUAACUCAUGGCCAGAAGAACGCGGCACCAGCAGCAUCAGCCACGUCCAAAGGACACACGGAAAACAACGAAAAUCUUCAAAAAAUGUCAGUCGAGACGAAAGCCGCAAAAUCAGUCAACGCCAGUCCGUGUCCAACUUGCCUGAAAAAUCUUUAAGCUCGGGUUUCACGCCAUCAAACAAAUCCCCCAUGAUGUUGGGAAGCACAACAGUGCCUCGAACCCCGGCGGAACCCCCGCCUUCAAUCCUCUCGGAAGCCAAAUCCAAACCCCUGUCGACCGUCGAAGAACUCGACGAAUUCCUCUUCAACACAUUCUCGCCGACAAUCGAUACCAAGUCCACGUCUCGGAUCGACUCCAGGUCCUCCAAGAUACCCGUCAAGAAACCCUCGGCCGUGUUUAAGAACCCGUCCCAACCUCCCACUCCGAUUCAAAAACUCAUGCGCUUGAGUCGAAUUGACCUGAGUGCUUCUUCGUCUGCUGACACUUCUUCUAGGCGGGAAAAACCGGAUUCACCCGCGACUUCUGAAAAGAAGCUGACUUGGAGUAAACAGAUUUCGUUGGAAGUUUCACCGAGAGGAAGUCAAGUGGAUUUGAAAUCAGAAAGGUCGCAGAAAAACGAUGGGAUAAAGAAGGACUCGGAUCUCGGGGCUUUGCAAUCGGGGAUUGGUUCGGAUAUUUCCGUGAAAGCUUCGAAAACCAAGUGGCCAGAUGGUUCUUUGAAGGGUUCAAAGAUCCCAUCAUUAACCCAAUCUUUUCAGAAUGGCGAAAAAGAAUCAUCUGCGAAAAUUUCUGCGGUUUCGUCCCGAAAUCGAUCCAAAGAAAAGGUUUCCGCGAAGAAAUCCUCUGAGAAAUACUCAUAUGAAUUGCCUUCACCCAGAAGACUCGAAUCCAUUCCUCAAUCUCCCUUCACAAUGGGUUCAAAAAAGUCUACGCAAAACUCAGCAGUCGAUUCAGCCACUAGAAAACCCGGAUUUCCUCAACAAACGGGAACUGGAUUCCAGCCAGAAAAGCUGGAUACUUUGGUCACAAUUCCAAACGAGCCCUUAAUAAAGCAUCCGAAGAAAUCCAAGAGCAGUUCAAGAGUCGCCUCAGCAACGAGAACUCCGCGGAAAUUUUCAGAAACCUCCAAAAAUCCAAUAGCUGAAAUAACUUCAAUAAAAUCGAACAAGGAAUCCACGCCUGGUUCUCGAAUGUCUCGCCGACAAUCCGCAGAAAAACUGCGCAUCAAGUCCAGAGGAAACUCAUCUGCUCCCAGUUCCCGAAUGUCUCGCCAAUACUCCGAAGACAAAUUCCACGAUUUGCGGAAACUCGACAGCGUCAAUUCCUCGAAAGAAGCUUCCCGAAAACAUUCCGGGAAAAUCGUCGCACCGCCAGAACCGAAUGUUUUCGUCAAAAUCAGUCCUCGGAAGGAUUCGUUGUUGCAUCUCCCGCCUCGACCUUCGGACACCAUCCCCAGCCAGGAAGCCAUCCCCGUCAUCAACACGAUAACAAAAUCCAAAUCUGCUAGAAACUCUCUGGAAAACCUGGGGUCUUCUGCAAAGUCUAUAGCAUCCAACAGCGACGUUUCCACUGCUGCUUUGUACGUUGCCCGAAUGUCCAAGGAAGGGAAAACGCAUCAACAGCCUGAUCCGAAAUCCAAGCUGACUGCGGCCAAAGUUCGCGACAUUAUUCAAGCCAAGCUUUCGAAAACCCCAUUGAAGAACCCGCUGGCAACGAGUAAAGCUCAACGGGAAGAUAUUUUGAACAAAAUUGAGAGUAUUAUUCAAGAUUCGGGAGCCGAUAACACUGUCGAGUCUCCUGCAGGAUUCAUUGGACAACAGUUGUCGACAAACGAGCCGACCAUAAUGACGAUGAGCAAGAAAAACUCUCCAACGUCGGGUAAACACCUUGACAAACGUAACAAGCCAUCCCUCGACGUUUUUCAAGUGGAACCCACGGAAAACCGAGGUUCGAGAAAGCAAGAACCUGUUCCUUCAGUGUUGCCAACUGAAGCAAGCGCUCAAAAUCCCAAGGCAGCGGGUCUCAGGAAGACAGCCAAACAACGCCCCUUGAAUACCCAAAAUAUGCAGGCCCCCAGCUCUGUUCGAGAGAGCAGGAAGUGGAGACAUUCCCACUUGGGUCUCACUAACGCGCAGUGGAACCCAAUGACACCCAUCAACGCCAACCUGACAAAAGUCAAGCUCUCCAAAAAGAAGCAACCGUCUAUUUUGAAGCAAAUGCGAGACGUUGAAAAACGACUGGAAGCACAGAAACCUCACAGAUAUAAUGUCAAUAGAUACCAGCACACCCCAAAGCCGCCUCCGCAACCCGUGGCAACCAUCGCAGCCCAGCAGCAAUCCCGUUCAAUACCCACCAGCACUGACACAACCUUUGUCACUGCGCACCCAAUGACACUCGGCGCACGUGACCACAUCACCCAGAUGCACACUGCUCACCGUCGCGGGUCGGCGCGGCGUCCCAACCGCCCCGGCGACAUUUUCUCCGCCGCCAUCAACAGUGUGCCCAGGAACGCCCCGCUGCCGAAACCUGCGUCAUUUAUGAAAGGUAAAAUGCCGACGGCAACGACGACGACGACACUCGUCACCGUGCCCGUCAAAAAGUCGGAUUCUCCGACGCAUUUGGACGCUAUGGGCAGGCGACGGAAAAGUCAUAAUCAGCAGGGAUUCAGGCAGAAACAUCUUCAGUCGCAAGGGUUCAAUGUUUUGGCGAGGACAAUGACACCGUGUCAAAGAGCCAAAUUACGACGAAUGCACGAAGCCAGACAAAAACACGGACGUCAAAGCCUCGUCACGAAAACCCUCUACGGCCACGACGACGACGACGAAUACGCAGUUCGACACAAAACCGGCUCCGACACCCACCUCAAAUCCUCGGCGUCAACCUCGAAAAAAGUUCGAGCCAGCCUCAAAAACAUUGCCCUCACUCAUCCGUCCAAGAAGAAAGCCUCUCAUCAUCAACUCGUUCCCGAUGACGAAGACAUCUUAACCAACACUCACCAGUCCGCCGAUUCAGAAAACCACAAUAAGACGAACGAUGUGACGAAUCCCUUCAACAAGCGACGACCUUCCGGAAGUCACGAGGAUUUGCAAAUGCUCGAGAUUUUGCCACUGGUGGGCAAAAAGUUGGAAACCCCGUCGGACACAGUUGUCUCGCGUCGCGGCAAGGGGUUGAAGAGGGUCAAGAAAAUUGCCCCUGUUCCGGUCCUGCCUAGUUUGACUAGCAUUUCUGAGGAUAAUCAAGAAGAAAAGACAGUACGACACUAUAUUUCGGAAGGGGUGAGUGCCGCGACGAAUUUCAACACUUCGUACGCCCCCAGCGCCAUGAUUUCAGCAGCCAUUCAAAGAAUGUCUCCGCCAACUGCGUCUAGUUAUACCUUGCAACAGAUCGUCACCAAAGUUUCAGCUGUGGACCAGGACUCGAAUGUCACUCGACAAACGGGUUCUGGUGAAUCUGCUGAGAAAUCGUCCCCAGUUUCACCGUCAACCAGCGAAAGGGUGAGUGCCGCGACGAAUUUCAACACUUCGUACGCCCCCAGCGCCAUGAUUUCAGCAGCCAUUCAAAGAAUGUCUCCACCAACUGCGUCCAGUUAUACAUUGCAACAGAUUGUCACCAAAGUUUCAGCAGUGGACCAGGACUCGAAUGUCACUCGACAAACGGGCUCUGGUGAAUCUGCUGAGAAAUCGUCACCAGCUUCACCGUCAACCAGCGAGAGUCAAUACAGCCUUUCUUUGGGCUUGAAAGAUAAACCGGAACACAGAGACGAAUUGGAAUCCGAGAGCGUUCUUACAGAGAAAAUGGUUCAAAAAAUGAUCAAAUCGGCAUCUCAAGAGCAGACGGAUGCUCAUGAAUCGCUGAAAUCUUCAAAACGCGAUGCAUUCAAGCAUUCUGAGGACAAGAAACGAAGUUCGAAAAACUACAGCAAUAUGUCUCACAACAUUCAACGGAUUCUACGCGAAGCUCAACGAGAGGCCGUGAAACCCCUGAGACCCAAAGAACCUCGACGAGAGAAACCCGUUUCAAAACGGGUCUCCAGAACACCUUCCGCCAUAGCGAACCGACGAAGAAAUUCUUCAAAUAAGCCCGAAGAAAAACUCAGUAGAAAGUCUGCCAAGGAAAUUCCGCGUCGCGAAUUCAAGGGCAAAAGUCAUUCGAGGACCCGACUAAGGAAUUCUAAGCAAGUCACCAGGAAAAGUUCUAGACACAGUGUCAGGAAAUCAGUGUCUAGAAGCCGAGCGAGUUCAAGCAUUGAUCCUAGAAUAUAUUCUUCAGUUGACAAAUUUUACAAAGGUUUAGUGGCAGCGAAAGCAGCAUUAGGCCCUGCCUACUCGAACCUCAUCAAGGCUUCGAUUCACGUCGGAGAAAAUACGGGAAGUCGGACGAGGACCCGCAGCAGCAGCAUUCGUCACCGACGAGGCUCGUCGUCGUCGACUGACGACUCAAAACAACCCAGGGAAGUUUGA
Messenger RNA from Notodromas monacha, 5708 nucleotides. NCBI's taxonomy places the organism in Eukaryota, Metazoa, Arthropoda, Ostracoda, Podocopida, Cyprididae. The record is from the annotation of a GenBank genome assembly.